Molecule: messenger RNA, 504 nt
Organism: Xenia sp. Carnegie-2017
Lineage: Eukaryota; Metazoa; Cnidaria; Anthozoa; Malacalcyonacea; Xeniidae
Product: SH3 domain-binding glutamic acid-rich-like protein 3
Exons: 3
Coding region: 110-391 (93 amino acids)
Cellular component (GO): cytoplasm
Source: RefSeq, a predicted model, not a curated record
UCGCAGGCUCGUGCAUAUUGUCAAGUCAAGUGUUUUGACAGCAAGCCAAACUUGAAAUGUAUGAAAGAAAUACUUGAAUAAAAAUCACAUUUCUGAAUCAAAAUUAAAGAUGAGCGGUAAAAUCAUUGUGUAUGUUACCUCUGUAACGAGCAGCAAAGAGAUUAAGAAACAACAGCAAAGAAUUGAUAUGGUCCUUUCUGGAAAGCACAUUGAGUUUGAAAAAGUGGACAUAUCUUUAGAAGAAGGUGCGAAGGAAAAGAUGCGGGAGGGUGCAGGUGAGGGAACUCUCCCUCCCCAAAUUUUCAAGGGCGAUACCUAUCUUGGGAACUAUGAACAGUUUGAUUCUGCCAUUGAAAAUGAAGAGCUGGAGAAGUUCUUGAAACUUAACUAAUUCACAAAAUAUCUCAAAGACCUGUGUUAACAUUGACUAUUCAUGUAUAUUCUUACUCAAUAAUCAUAAGUAAUUUUAAUUCAGACCAAUUAAAAUUGAAUCAACCCAGAAAA